This is a messenger RNA of Triticum dicoccoides, 1478 nucleotides long. Its product is annotated as pentatricopeptide repeat-containing protein At4g36680, mitochondrial-like. Gene Ontology annotation, molecular function: mRNA binding; protein binding. The coding region runs from base 122 to 1228 and encodes 368 amino acids. The record is from RefSeq and is a predicted model, not a curated record. The transcript has a single exon. NCBI's taxonomy places the organism in Eukaryota, Viridiplantae, Streptophyta, Magnoliopsida, Poales, Poaceae.
CCAUUGUCCAACUUGCAUCCAUUUCCCAAAUGACACAAUCCGCCGAGUGAAACUUUCCCCCACUCGUCCUAAACCCUAACCCCGGAACCUCGGAUCGAUCAGACACAGCUCCGCCGCAGCAAUGGCCGCCAUCUUCUCCGCCUCCGGCCGCCGCCUGCUCUCCACCGCCGCUGCGGCUGCCGAGUUCCCCGUCCCGAUGGCCCGCAUCCGCAACCUCGCCCGCGUGGGCCGCCUCGACGACAUCGACGCCGCCGUCGCGCCGCUCGUGCCGACCAACCCCAAAGCCGUGAUCUCCGCCCUCUCCGUGGUCGGCCUCUCCGACCGGGCCUCCGCCAUCCUCUCCACCAUCCCGUCGCCCACCGCCGAGCAUCUCAACGCCCUCCUGGCCCCGCUCCUCCGCCGCCGCCGCCUCGCCGAGCGCGUGCCUGCUCUGCUGGACGCGCACCCCUCAGCGCCGCGCGACGCCUUUACGUGGUCCAUCCUCGCCAAGUCCCUCUGCAUCACCAAAGGCGCCGACCACGCGGUGUACCUCCUCCACGGGGAGGAGCCGCCUUCCCUCCACCUCUACACGGCCAUCAUCGACUCCUACUACAAGCAAAAGAAGCCCCACCGCGCCGAGGAGCUGUGGCGCGAGAUGGUCGAGGAACGCGGCAUCGCGCCCGACGCUGCCGCUUACAAUGUCAGGAUCACCUACAAGUCGUCAACCGGCACGGUGGAGGAGGUGCAGGAGCUUAUCCGAGCCAUGGGCGAGGAGUCGGGGUUGCGGCCGGAUGUCAUCUCCUACAAUGGGCUGAUCCGGGUGCUGGGGCGGCACAAGAGGGUGGACGAGGCCCUGGAGGUAUACAGGAGCUUGCAGGAGAAGGGGGUGGAGGGGAACACUGAGGCGAAGUCGGCACCGGAGUGCGCAACAUACGCAUGCAUGGUGGGGGCGCUGUGCAGCGAGGGGAGGUUGUCAGAGGCGGAGGACGUGUUCUACGAGGGGGUAAAGCGCAAGAAGGUGGCAGAUCUGGGCACGGUGCGUAAGCUGGUAGUGGCUCUCAAGGAGGCUGGCAAGGGUCGGGCGGCGAGGCGGGUGGUGGCCGGGCUACGCAAGAAGUUCCCUGACCAGUUCGACGGUCCAUGGAAGGAGCUUGAGAAGGAUGCCGGCCUCACACCGGGAGCCAGCAACGAAGAGGAGGAAGUGGAGGAGGACGAGCAGCAGCCAGAGAAGACGGCGGCGGCGGUAUGAGCAUUCGGGGCAACAUCUGGAGGUGACCAUUUUGUACUUGUUUGAUGAAUCGUGAGGCAGUAUGCCGGUUUAAUAAGUACUCCAAUUUUUGCUGAGGUUACAAUAGACACUCAUACAUAGUUCUUGGAUAUGGUGCCUCGCGGCAGCAACGAUCCAUAGCCUAUAUUUGUGUUCCUGUUGUCCAACUGCCGACUUGCUACUGAAUGCCAGGGCCUUUUAGACGAAGUGCAUUCCUAUAUUGGUACUUGAA